GACCCGGUGCGGAUCGUCGUUUCGUACGUGUGAAAGCCCUCCUGGAAUCGAAUCGAAUUCGUUCAUCCCCCAAUCGGGUGUUUGUGUGUUAGUGUGACUUUAAUUGAAAGUUUGGAUUUCUGAGAAGAGAAUUAGGCAUUUCCUUCGGUGAAUUACACAUAGACCGGCUUUUCGUGGGGACACCUGUGGUGGGUUUUUUUUUCUGCAGUUUCCUGGAAAUAAACCGACUUUAGUCUCGCGGUUUGUUGACAAAGAAAAAAGCGCGCGCGCUCUGUCGAAACAAAAUAUGCUCCUAGCUAAGUGAAUUUAAAACCUGACGGUUGUUGCCCGAAAGCAUGUAACGAGAUCUGCUGCUUGAAAAUAUAAAUUUUGUGUCGUUGGAAUUUCGGCAGUGAUGUACAAUAAUUGUGUUUGACGAGUUUCAUCCGUCCCGGGGACAAGGUCGGAUUUGAAUGGCAUCUAACAACAAUGUCCCCCUAAGCUAAGCUGCAAAACCCAGAGAGUAGAAAAGCGGAGCAGAGGUUAAGCGAGUGUGUGAUGAAUGUGGUGAAGGCGGGCAGCUAAGCGCAUAACGAGCCUUUUCUGAAAAAUAAAACAAUUGGAUCGCAAACAAACCAAAGCCGAAUGAAAAAGAGAGAAAAAAACUAAACGUGCAAAGGUAACCGGACACCGAUUCAGACGGAUCGGAUUGCGGUGGCUCAACCUGUGCUGUGGACCUGUGGGAUUUAACUAAACCAAUCGACGAAUACCUAUCAGACAGCGUGAAAACGGGAAAACAAACUGAAAACUGCCAUUCGAGAUCAGCGCGCUCAGCAAAUGGUCGAAUGUGAUUCAGUAUAGUAAAUAAUAAACGACGAAUCCCCCCAAUUGAAGUUGGGAAAUUCUGCGAGUGUGUCGCACUACAUGGUGUAUGGUAAAGUGAAUGGAAAAGUGCCGUUCCGGAUAAAUCGUGAGUGAACAUUGAGCCAGAACCAACAGAGCGGAUCUUUUUUUUUUCAACGCUCGCUGAGCUUUAAAACGAACACAGUUGGUGAGCUUAAAAUAUACAUACGGGAAACUUUUCUCCCGCUCUGGGCCGACCCGUUGUUGCCAUUCGGACGGAAACGGAAAGCGCGGGUCUAAUUGGCCGCAACCUAUUUGCUGCGCUUUUGAUAAGGGGACGCCGUCGACAGGAAUCGUUUACAAUCCAUCCGGUGAGAUCCUGCUGAGUUGAGCUGAGCUGGCUCGGGGUUUGGGUUUUGGAAAAUUGUGUUGUGUGCUAGCUGAGCAGAGUCCCAUCCUAGCACUAAAAGCUUCUCUGCCUAGUGGAAGUGAUUGAGUGAUUUUGAUUUUGCACGAUCACGCUUCUUGCUGGUUUCUGUUUUUUUUUCGGUUGUGGUUGGGGGGUGGUUUUCGCAAAUAACGAAGCAAAGCGCCCAUUGCAGAUUGGAAUCUAUCGGUCGGUUGGACGAACCCAUUUUGGUUCUAUUUGAGAAGUUCCUAAACGUUGGCCGCACACAACGCGAGGAACCCAUCAGUCGGGAUCGUGUCGGAUUGGGAUCGAUACGAAUCGAGUCGAGCCUAGCUAGACGGACAACGGAAGCGCCAACGGAGAAAGGAACUAAAUUUACAUAGGAUUUGGGCAAACAGUUUUUCAAAACCGAAGCGAGUGAGAGUGAAUUAAGUGUAAGCGUGUUCCACCGAAAGUAGGAUAGUCUCUGGGCGGAAGCAACUGAAACUGAAAGGGCGUCCCGUUUUGUGUUCCUGUCAGCGGAAUUGAACGAUUGGUCUACAAGGAGGAUUCCAGGUCAAAACACUCGAGAUCCUUAUCACGGAUUCCGACCGCAUCCGCUCGUUACCAGUGUCGUCAAGUUUUUCCCUCUGGUUCUGUUUAAGCCCAUCGCCAUCGCCGUCAUCAUCAUCAUCUGGUCCGACAAAACCCGGAGCCAUCUUCAGAGGGUCGUCCGUCGAUUAUCGUUCCGUUGCUUGAAGGCGUAAGGAUCCGGGGGUCAGGGAAGGUGAAACACAACGUACAAACACAUGCGUGUGCUGGCGUUCGACAACGUGUGUAACUGACCCCAAUUUCCGCCUCCCAAAACGCCCCACGCACACACACGGAUCCGGUUCCGAUCCGAUCCUGCGAACCAGGAAAGAUUACCAGUGUGGCAGCAAGCAAGAAAGAAUGUAGAAUGAAAAUUCCAAACACCAACAAUUACAUUGUCCACUCGUCGUCGUCGUCGUCGUCGUCGUGCCGUUGUCGUCCUGAGGCCAUCUUCAUCACCGGGUGGGACAACGCAAUAUGCACAUCAGCCUUCCGGCCAGGGCGGCUGGACGAGUUGCCGGAAGUUCCGGGGGCGGAGGCAGAAGCAACAGAGGGCGAAUCGUCUGCUCAGGACCUGGAAAAAUACUGCUCUGCUGUGUGCACAUUUUGCUCGUGCUGAUCAACGAUGCACUGGUCACGGGAUUGCGGAAGGGUCGGCUUAUGGUUCCUGCCACCUACAUGGCCCAAACCGACGACCUGCACAUACAGCUACAGAUCGAUUCGGGUGAGCUGAUGAUGACAGCCACCGGCCAGGAUUCGGCGCUAGAUUUAAAACUGCAAAUUUCGCUCGUUAAACCGACCGGCGGAACGACAAUCUCGCUGCUGGAAAUCAAACCAGAUGUGAAUCACAAUGUGACGCAAAUUAAAAUUCCGUGCCGUUACUUUAUGCACGGUGGACUUUACGAGUUGAGCAUUGAGCGGCCGGCCGGAAGUGCGGAGAUGGACAUUGACGAGCGCCUACGGCAGCAGUUGAACGUAAGUUGGCCAACUCCCACGGUAAGCCUUUUGCCUAGUGUGAUCAGCACCUACCCGGAGGAGAUUGUCCGGGCAACACUUCAGUUUCCGGAUGUGCAUUGUCCGAGUGCGGCAGGCGCAAAUGAUGACUCUGUCGAUGUACCUGAGUUUUGGCUCGAGCUGGUCUACUGUGGCCGGAACGAGGCAUGCCCACUGGAAACGGUAUCCAAGCCGCAAAUCCUUUUCUCGGAACAAGUUCGAGGAUUUCCCAGUUCUCGAGUGAUUAAUUUUCGCUGUGAUCUAUUCGGAUUAGCCGGAUAUUAUUUACUACACUUGCGGACCACAAAUACGGAUCCAAAUCUGGCAGUGGUCCUGAGCGGGGCAAGGGCACUUUUGAAAGCCGACUGGAGCAAGGAAUAUGUUUUUACGGUUCAUGCCCGGAGCAUAUUUCCAUGUGACGCACACAGCCCAGGGAUUCGUGUUCUGUUCCAGUAUCCAUCCUGCAUCCUGAACCAAUCGGACCGGGUGAGGGUGUACGCGAAGCUACGAGCGGACGUUUCAUCACUGGUGCCACCCACCUCGUUGCAUUACAUCGCCGAACAGCGGGUCACCAAGGGACAACAUGCUCUGUACUUCGAGUGUGAUCUUUUCUACGAAAAGUACAUCGAAUACUGCUUCGUCUACGUGAGCCAGGCAAUUUCCGGUGCCGUGGCCGACGUACGGAUGGACUGUGUCCCAACGCUUCCCGUUUCACCAUCCGACUCUGGUGGCUGGGGACCAUGGAGUAAUUGGACGCAUUGCUCGACCACAUGCCGCGGGGGAGUGAGAAACCGGUAUCGUUUCUGUGACUCGCCCCCGCCGCGCUAUGGAGCCAAAUUUUGCGAGGGUCCAUCUGUGCAAACGGAGAGAUGCGGCAAAGAAUCCACGUUCAACUCGUGGGAGUGCAUGUUCAGCCCUGGUCCGGGAAGUGGAACUCUUCCCGCGCAGAUUGCCGACGUUAGCACCGAAGUGGGACCGGCGUGCCGUUGCGGAUGCAUCAUACACCUGGGGGUGGUCAAGCCCAAGCGUAUCAUAGCAUCUUCAUCGGAAAGCUGCCCUGAGCGGAGCCUCUGGUUGGUUCAGGGCGACGAGGAACAUCGGAUCCGGUUCACGGUCGAUUUCAGCAAGUUUCCCUGCGAUCAGCAGUGGCUGAAGGUGCGCGACGGGGACAAACUUUCCCAGGAACUGAUAUUGGAGUAUGCCUCGGGCCAUAUCGAGUCCGGCAAGAGUACCGAAUCGUCCGGGUCGAGGUUGUUGGUUGAGUUCCACUCCAAGAAGAUGGAACACUACGAUGAAAAUUGCAUCGCAGGAUUUCUGGGACAAGCGGAGCAAAUAAAAAUCCAAUACACUCCAACGAACGUGUCAGUGUCGAUAGCCAGCAAAGUGAUCAUGCCGUUUGUGCAAUCAUUCAGCUACGAAAAUCUAACGAUAGCUCACAUCUGUGCAAUAGUAUUUAUAAGUUUCAUAAUAUUCGUUAGUUUUAUCUUGCUAGUACAGUACAUGUUCCGAUACCGGAAGUACGAGCUGGCCACCACUCAGAUGGAGGUCGAUUCUCCCGCGCACACGCCAUUUGGUUCGGGUCAUUCGUUGAAUCAUGGCCAGCAGCCGCGAUCACGUGCCAUGUCAACCACCACGCUCAUCUCGGAGAUCGUGUCAUACGUAAAGCUGCGACCCAAAACCGGUAUCAUCAAGCACCAUCGCUUCCGGGAAAGCAUAGAAUACACGCUGGAAUCAACCGACCUGCCCAGCGACGGUAGUCUGGAACAUUCCGCUAAGGAAGACAAUACCGAUCGCCCGGUUGACGAGAUUGCGUUGAAAACUCUCGGAAAUUCGGAGAAUCCGGGCCAAAGUGAGACUAGCGAAUGUAAUUCGCCCACCCACGUGAUGGAAUCGUGCUAUUCGGACGAUCAGUCGACGAAUCUCAGCUCGGCGUAUUCCACUCUGAAUCGGGAAAAGACGCCGCUAGUGGCUCGAAAAGAUCGCAAGAAAACUCCGGAACAUCGGAACGAAACCAAAAGUGAAGGAGAGCACUCCCCUAGCGAGAAGAUCAUGAUGGCCAGUAGUAGCAGCACGGUAACAUUGACCAACAUCAGCCCAUCCGAUGUAGAAUGUUGUUCAUCCCCGGCACCAAGCGUAGCCAACAAUAAUGCCCGCAUUCGACCGAACAACCUCAAAGAGAGCAAAGAGAAGCGCAACCUGCAGAAGCUGCUGGCUGGAUCUGAUUUCUCCCUCGGCCAUCCGGAGGACAUGGAGAUGGAUUAUUACGACUACAACGUGAUCAAUGCGGGGGCAGCACCCGGAUCGUACCUGGGGAUGGAUCCCGCUUAUCUGGUAUGGAUUCCACCGCUCAACGAGGACGACGACAACAUUAGUGGAGAGGUGAACCUCGAGCAAGACACCCUGGGGGAAGGUGACACUGGAUCCGAGCCACGUAGCAGCAAUACAACACCGAACGAAGAAAUCAUGAAGAUACUGCAGCAGCAACGUCGGAAUGAUUACCUUAUCGUGAACAGUAUUUCCAAGAGUGAUAUCUACUCGGAAACCGAGCAGGCCGAUUAUCGUGCCACCAAUAAUGGGGCCAAGAAAAACCACCUUCAGGAGCUGGCACUCAACAAUGCGACGAGAAGAAGAAUCAGUUCGCCACCAUCAUCGGUGAAAGACUCAAACGAUGGGCGAGAAAAGGAAACCUCCUUUACCAAAUCGCCGGUGGAUAAUAAGCAGAUUGCCGAUUUUUACGAAAUGGCAGACAUUCAGUUCGCCGAUGACGAGGCCGACGAAGGUGACGAAGAUGACGAAGAGGCCACCCCCGUAGACGUUACUAGGACUCGUUCGCGGCCGAUGCACUCGAGAAAGGGAAGCACGAAAGCGACCAAAGUGUGAAACGCAUUCUAGCAAAAGAAAUGCGCGUAUUUCUGAAUUAGAAUAGGUAUAAUAAUUUUGAAUUGAUAUGUAAACACAAAGGAGAAUGGGACCUCUUUCUAGUCAGGUAUUUAAGCGUGGGCUGAGAAACAAAAUUGUAGAAAUUCGGCCUAAAAAGUUUUUACAUGUGCAUUGAAAGAAAUAAAAAUCUGAAAACAUUUAGUUGCCUUCGCCAAGAGUGUAUUCUGAAGUUGAUGUAGGGAAUUUAAUUCGGAUAGAUUUUGUGAGGUACUACACUAUUUGCCACUAUCUGGAGGGCUCUUGAAAGAUAAGUUAGAAAGUUUUGACAUUACUGCAAUUAUAGGUUGUUCUCAAUGUUGAACAUCAUGUCUAUAAACCUUUAUAUAUUUGACAAAUGCUAAAAUAAAUUCGGCCCGGUAUUUACAAAGUUCAAUGCGCAUAUACGAAACAUUGACGUUCUGAUGCUUAUAAAUGUAUAAAGGAAUUGAGUGUAAAUAGUAAAUGGAUAAACAACUAUAAUCGUACGUAUUUGUAAGUUGACGAAGCGAAUAAUUUGAAAAUAAAAUUCUUUAUCUUUUAGAUGUAGUGGAGUAUGAUUUUAGGUUCAAAUGCAUAUAAGUAUACUAAAACACAAAAGCAGAUAAGUUGUUUUCGUUUUUUCUUGCUUAAAUUAUGUAACAAUUAAAAAGCAGCGGAGGAUCGCAACUCAUACGCUUCCUUAUUGAAUCUCAAAUCAAACUUUCUUUCACUUUUAUUAUAGAUAAACAUUCGAAUACAUUUAGGCCUCUGAAAAAAUGGACGCUUUCCUACAAUAAUAAAUCAGUUUGAAGAUAAAGUUACAGUUUUUGAGAAAUAAACGAAAAAAAAGAGAAGAAACUAGCGGAAUAAAACAGUUUUAAUGAACUAUUAUAAUAAUAGGGAAAUUAGCGCGUGUACGAAGCUGCAAGUUGAUGUUAUUUUUGUAUUAUUCCCUUCGCCGGAUAAUUAGAAUAAACU
Messenger RNA from Uranotaenia lowii, 6670 nucleotides. RefSeq lists its product as uncharacterized. NCBI's taxonomy places the organism in Eukaryota, Metazoa, Arthropoda, Insecta, Diptera, Culicidae. The record is from RefSeq and is a predicted model, not a curated record. Gene Ontology annotation, cellular component: cell periphery. Bases 2279 to 5674 code for a protein of 1131 amino acids. The transcript has 9 exons.